Arvicanthis niloticus (Nile rat) is the source of this 2488-nucleotide messenger RNA. NCBI's taxonomy places the organism in Eukaryota, Metazoa, Chordata, Mammalia, Rodentia, Muridae. The record is from RefSeq and is a predicted model, not a curated record.
GGCACCAGAGUUGCAGUUAUUGGAAGAACUUGACGCUAUCCUCACAGGGCAUCGGGUGGACACGCAGCGGCGGUGGUGGCGGUCUCCCUCCACACCUGCAGGGGGCAAUCGACUUCCAGAACCGCCGCUGGACUCCGGGGCCCUCGGCUUCGCCCAGGGAACGUCACCACGGCCGGCCGCUUCUCCACUGCGCUAACGCGCAGGCGCCAAGAGCACCGCGCACCGCCAAGCCGAGGGUGGGGUCACGAACUCUGACCCCCACCCCCAAAUACACAAACUCAGAAAGCGCCCCUUGUCCCCUUGGCCUCGGGUCCCCUCGCCUCUGCUCUCUCCAGCCCAGCGGCCGCCGCGGCGGGAGGGAUAUUUUGACAAUUAGAUCAUGGCGACCAUAGAAGAAAUUGCACAUCAAAUUAUUGACCAACAGAUGGGUGAGAUUGUUACAGAGCAGCAGACUGGACAGAAAAUCCAGAUCGUGACAGCACUUGACCACAGCACACAGGGCAAGCAGUUCAUUCUAGCAAACCAUGAGGGGUCCACCCCAGGGAAAGUCUUCCUCGCAACUCCGGACGCUGCAGGCAUCAACCAGUUGUUUUUCACCAGUCCUGAUCUGUCUGCACCCCACCUCCAGCUCUUAACAGAAAAUUCUCCUGACCAGGGACCAAAUAAAGUUUUUGAUCUUUGUGUUGUGUGUGGAGACAAAGCAUCAGGACGUCAUUACGGAGCAAUAACUUGUGAAGGUUGCAAAGGAUUUUUUAAAAGAAGCAUCCGAAAAAACUUAGUGUAUUCGUGUCGAGGAUCCAAAGACUGUAUUAUUAACAAGCACCACCGAAACCGCUGCCAAUACUGCAGGUUACAGCGGUGCAUUGCCUUUGGGAUGAAACAAGACUCCGUUCAGUGUGAAAGAAAACCCAUCGAAGUAUCCCGAGAAAAAUCCUCCAACUGUGCAGCUUCAACAGAAAAAAUCUACAUCCGCAAAGACCUCCGAAGCCCUCUGGCUGCAACGCCAACCUUUGUAACCGACAGCGAGACUGCCAGGUCAACUGGACUGUUGGAUUCAGGAAUGUUUGUGAAUAUUCAUCCAUCUGGUAUAAAAACAGAACCAGCUAUGUUAAUGACACCAGAUAAGGCUGACUCGUGUCAGGGAGACUUAAGCACAUUGGCCAGUGUGGUCACGUCAUUAGCGAAUCUGGGCAAAGCUAAAGACCGCUCUCACUGUAGUGGCGACAUGCCUGUGGUGCAGAGCCUACGCAACGGUGAUACAUCCUUCGGUGCAUUUCAUCAGGAUAUUCAGACCAAUGGUGAUGUUUCAAGGGCAUUUGAUACUCUUGCUAAAGCACUGACUCCUGGAGAAAGCGUGGCCUGCCAGAGCUCAGGAGAGGCCAUAGAAGGAAGCAUGCAUCUAAUUGCUGGAGAGCCGUGCUGCAUGGAGAAAGAGGGGCCACUGCUCAGCGAUUCGCAUGUAGCUUUCAGGCUCACCAUGCCUUCUCCUAUGCCCGAGUACCUGAAUGUGCACUACAUUGGGGAGUCGGCCUCCAGACUGCUGUUCUUAUCGAUGCACUGGGCGCUCUCCAUCCCUUCUUUCCAGGCACUAGGGCAAGAAAACAGCAUAUCACUGGUCAAAGCGUACUGGAAUGAGCUCUUUACCCUCGGUCUUGCCCAGUGCUGGCAAGUGAUGAAUGUCGCAACUAUAUUAGCAACGUUUGUCAAUUGCCUUCACAGUAGCCUUCAGCAAGAUAAAAUGUCACCAGAGAGGAGGAAGUCACUGAUGGAGCACAUCUUCAAGCUGCAGGAGUUCUGCAACAGCAUGGUGAAACUGUGCAUCGAUGGGCACGAGUACGCCUACCUCAAGGCCAUCGUCCUCUUCAGCCCGGAUCACCCAGGCCUGGAGAAUAUGGAGCUAAUUGAGAAAUUUCAGGAAAAGGCUUAUGUGGAAUUCCAAGAUUAUAUCACCAGGACAUAUCCAGAUGACACAUACAGGCUGUCGAGAUUACUUCUCAGACUACCGGCCUUGCGGCUGAUGAACGCCACCAUCACUGAGGAAUUGUUCUUCAAAGGUCUCAUUGGCAACGUACGAAUCGACAGCGUCAUCCCGCACAUUUUAAAAAUGGAGCCCGCAGAUUACAACUCUCAAAUAAUUGGUCACAGCCUUUGAAAGCUGAGGUCACCCUGCUAUGAACUAAGUUUACUGUUCCUUCUCGGGACACAAGAAACCAAAUGGAACUGUUGCUUCCAGGGCGUCUGCAAAUAGUAUCUUUAAGAGUAACCAAAACUGAAAGUAUUUUUCUUUUGGAUUCCUUAAGAAGAAUUUAAGUGACCAGGCAGGGGUCAGGAAUUAUACUACCCUGUCUGUCCUAUAGGAAUGAAUAAAAAAUGGUACUGGGCUGUUCUUGGUGAGGAUGACACCUAAGACUAUCUCCUCCUGACCAUCUACACUAAGCUUUCUCUUUCUAUUUUAUGAAACAAAUAAACUAGUCUUUCCCCCCCUGAA